Molecule: messenger RNA, 1068 nt
Organism: Vombatus ursinus (common wombat)
Lineage: Eukaryota; Metazoa; Chordata; Mammalia; Diprotodontia; Vombatidae
Gene: INHBE
Product: inhibin subunit beta E
Exons: 2
Coding region: 1-1068 (355 amino acids)
Biological process (GO): BMP signaling pathway; SMAD protein signal transduction
Cellular component (GO): extracellular region
Molecular function (GO): cytokine activity; hormone activity; growth factor activity
Source: RefSeq, a predicted model, not a curated record
AUGGCCACAGGGAGAAUAGGGUACCCAGAUGCCUGGCUCCUAGUGGUACUGCUAUGGGCACUAGCAGGGGCUCAGAGAUCAGGACCUCGGUGCCCAUCGUGUGGGUUACCCACACUAGAACCCCAGGAAGAGAGGGCCCUUGUGUUGGAGCUGGCCAAGCAACAGAUCUUGGAGGGGCUACAACUGACCAGCCGUCCAAGCAUACCCCAUCCUCCCCACCCUGCGAUCCUAGCCAGAGCCUUAAGGAGACUUCAGUCUAAGAAGGUGGCUCAGAUGAACCAGGUGGAGACCAUCAGCUUUGCAGCAGAAACAGGCUCCUCUUCCACUCCAGCCUAUGGAUCUAUCCUCAGCUUCCAUCUCUCCACUCCCUUACACCCACCUCCAUACUACAUCCGUCUUUGGCUGCAUCUGCAUCCCACCCUAGCUGGUACUCCCUCCAUUCAAAUCUUCCAGUGGGGUUUGGAGAAAGGGGUCCAGGGAAGUCAAACCCUGCUGGUGGAGCAUCAAAUGACCACUCCAGGAUGGAAUGCUCUUACCUUGCCUUCUCGUGCACUGGAAGGCACUGACUCGGGUGUUCUGAAAUUCAAGCUGGUCUGCAGGCCUCACGUAGGCAAUACCACAGCUACAAGACACUUACUUCUGGAUACAGCUGGACACCAUCAACCCUUCCUGGUGAUCAGGACUCAAGCCAGAGCACCUGGGGGGGAUCGGGCCAAAAGGAGGACCCCUACAUGUGAGCCUGGGAGCCUUCUAUGCUGCAAGCGGGACCACUAUGUAGACUUCCAGGAAUUGGGCUGGCAAGAUUGGAUCUUGCAGCCUGAGGGGUAUCAGCUAAAUUAUUGUAGUGGACAGUGCCCGCCCCACCUGGCUGGCAGCCCAGGCAUUACUGCCUCUUUCCAUUCUGCUGUCUUCAACCUUCUCAAAGCCAAUAGUCCCUGGCCAUCUGGCCCCUCUUGCUGUAUUCCCACAGCCCGUCGGCCACUCUCCAUCCUCUAUCUUGACCAAAGUGGCAAUGUAGUCAAAACUGAUGUACCUGAUAUGGUAGUGGAAGCCUGUGGCUGCAGCUAG